Hirundo rustica (Barn swallow) is the source of this 1186-nucleotide messenger RNA. RefSeq names its product leucine rich repeat containing 46 (gene LRRC46). Bases 206 to 1111 code for a protein of 301 amino acids. The transcript has 9 exons. The record is from RefSeq and is a predicted model, not a curated record. Lineage: Eukaryota; Metazoa; Chordata; Aves; Passeriformes; Hirundinidae. Gene Ontology annotation, molecular function: protein binding.
UGCACGGGAUUGCCACAGGGACACCGGGGCCACCUUCCACAGGAUCAUCUCUGCUCCCACAGAGCCACAGCCGGCGCUGCAGGAGGAUUUAUCUGCGCUGCUCCCCAUACCCUGACCAACAGGGUUUUCACCCUCUUUUCCCUCAGGCCCUUUCCAGUAUCCCCCUGAAACCCCCACCCAAGGAGGGGACAAGUCCAACCCCGCCAUGGCUGAGCAAGAGGACAGCCUUUGUGGGGCCCCUGAGGAGACGUCCCCAGGAGUGACCCUCACCGACAGCCUCGUCCUCACCCGCAUCCAACUCAAAGGGCCGCUGCCCACCUCCACCAUCCGCUUGGAUCGGGAGAACAUCUCCUGCAUUGGGAAGCUGCGGAGGCUGGAAGGGAUCCACAGCGUCUACCUGCAGCAGAACCAAAUUGAGAAGAUUGAGAAUUUGGAGUCUUUUCCUAACCUGAGGUUCCUUUGCCUGGCUGGGAAUCGCAUCCAGAGGGUGGAAAACCUGAAGGCUCUGCCCCACCUGAGUGCCCUGGACCUGUCCCACAACCUGAUCCGGGGGCUGGACACAGGGGAGCUGCCUCGCAGCCUCCGGAUCCUCGACCUGACAGGGAACGAGUGCACCCUGCAGGAUGGAUACAGGGAUGUGGUGGUGGCAGCCCUGCCCCACCUCCUGCAGCUGGAUUCCCAGCCCAUCCAUGGAAACACGGCUCAGAAGGAGGCGGGAGGAGGCUCCUUCAGCAGCGAGGAGGAGGAUGAGGAUGAUGAUCUGCUCCCUGCUCUGAGGAUUCCCUUCACCGUGGACAAAGAUUUCCUCAUGGACAUGCACCAGGAGCUGGCGGGGCGGGCGCAGUGGAGGCAGAGGCAGAGGCUGCAGGAGCACCAGGCGUGGCUGCAGGAGCUGCUGGAGCACCGGGCUCAGGACGGAGCCGCCAGAGCCCGGCGCUGCUGGCUCUGGCCCCAAGGGACACCGGGGGCACAGCUGUCACCUCUGCCGGCAUCCUGCGGCUCCCAGCCGGCUCCUGGCACCAGCCCAGGCAAAGCUCUGGAGAAGGAGACUCGUGCCAAAGGAGCAGGGAAUGGGCACUUAUCCCAAACAUCCCGCAGCAGCCAGGAAUAAAGGCUUUCUUCCCACCUCAAUCCCGCCACUCUACAGCCAUCCUGAGGGGCUGGAAAUGUGGGAAGGUGCACACAG